AUGGAGAUAAAGAAAGCUUAUGAUAUCGAACAUAUGUGCUCGACGCAUGGUAUUCAGCAUGAGUUGUGGCCUCUUGAUGACGUUGAUGCAAAGAAGGCAAAGUUUCCCUGUUAUUUAGUUUGGACUCCUCUUCCUGUCGUCUCUUGGUUGGCACCUUUCAUUGGACAUGUUGGCAUUUGCAGGGAGGAUGGAGUUAUUUUAGAUUUUGCAGGCUCCAAUUUUGUGAAUAUUGAUGAUUUUGCAUUUGGUGCUGUUGCUAGAUAUCUUCAACUUGAUAGAAAACAGUGUUGUUUUACCCCAAAUCUGGGUGGCCACACUUGCAAGCAUGGCUACAAGCAUGCAGAGUUUGGGACUGCAAUCACCUGGGAUGAUGCCCUGCAAUCGAGCACGCGCUACAUUGAGCACAAAACCUACAACCUUUUCACUUGCAACAGCCACUCGUUCGUAGCAAACUUUCUGAAUCGGAUAUGCUACGGUGGAUCAAUGCAUUGGAACAUGAUAAAUGUGGCGGCUUUAGUACUGCUCAAAGGGCAUUGGGUUGAUGCCAUGUCUGUCUUGAAGUCAUUCCUCCCUUUUCUUCUGGUGCUCUGUCUAGGUAUUUACAUGGUUGGGUGGCCAUUCGUGGUGGCGCUUUUCUCCUUCUCUUGCUGUGGUUUGUACUUGGCACUUAUUGUUUUAAGACUUUAG
Messenger RNA from Rosa rugosa (rugosa rose), 687 nucleotides. Its product is annotated as protein REVERSION-TO-ETHYLENE SENSITIVITY1-like. The transcript is spliced from 2 exons. Gene Ontology annotation, biological process: response to ethylene; regulation of ethylene-activated signaling pathway. The record is from RefSeq and is a predicted model, not a curated record. Bases 1 to 687 code for a protein of 228 amino acids. Lineage: Eukaryota; Viridiplantae; Streptophyta; Magnoliopsida; Rosales; Rosaceae. Gene Ontology annotation, cellular component: Golgi apparatus; endoplasmic reticulum.